AUGGCGGGGCGCCGCCUCGUGCUGAACGGUCUAACCGCGGAGGGCGCGGGGGACGCGGGGGACGCGGGGGGCGGCACGUCGCCGGAGCGCGGGCCCUCGCCGGAGUUCUACCACGAGCUAGAGCUGUAUCGCCAACUGCUAGCGCUCGCGCCGCAAGAGCGCCGAGCUCGCACUCCCGACCCGCCCCACUCCCGCCCUACUCACGAUGAGGCCGCCCGGCGGUGCCGCACUCCGGCGCCGCGAAGUGCAUCCGCAAUCCCGCUCCCGCACUCCUCUAGUUCUCCUUCCGACCCACACCCCUCCACAGUUCCCGCUCCUCUGGAGACCUCGCCGUCCUCACGGGUCGCGUCUUCACCGGCGCCUCUAUGCCCGCUGCCGCUCGUUGCGAAGCCAGCACGGGUAGAAACUUCUUGA
Zerene cesonia (dogface butterfly) is the source of this 414-nucleotide messenger RNA. Its product is annotated as alpha carbonic anhydrase 8-like. NCBI's taxonomy places the organism in Eukaryota, Metazoa, Arthropoda, Insecta, Lepidoptera, Pieridae. The record is from RefSeq and is a predicted model, not a curated record. The transcript has 4 exons. The coding region runs from base 1 to 414 and encodes 137 amino acids.